Triplophysa dalaica is the source of this 4242-nucleotide messenger RNA. RefSeq names its product RAD50 homolog, double strand break repair protein (gene rad50). Gene Ontology annotation, cellular component: Mre11 complex; nucleus; condensed nuclear chromosome. The record is from RefSeq and is a predicted model, not a curated record. NCBI's taxonomy places the organism in Eukaryota, Metazoa, Chordata, Actinopteri, Cypriniformes, Nemacheilidae. The transcript is spliced from 26 exons. The coding region runs from base 112 to 4050 and encodes 1312 amino acids. Gene Ontology annotation, molecular function: double-stranded telomeric DNA binding; G-quadruplex DNA binding; single-stranded telomeric DNA binding. Gene Ontology annotation, biological process: chromosome organization involved in meiotic cell cycle; telomere maintenance via telomerase; double-strand break repair.
GCGGGAAACAAACACGAGUGCACGGGCAGUCAAAACAAACUUACAUAGAUUUUUCCUCACGGACAUUACUGCACUGUUUAGCCUAUUCACAAGUCAAAGCACUGGUCCAAAAUGUCAAAGAUAGAAAAGAUGAGUAUUCUUGGUGUGAGGAGUUUUGGAGUGGAAGAUAAAGACAAACAAGUGAUAUCAUUCUUCAGUCCUCUGACAGUCCUGGUGGGACCUAAUGGAGCUGGAAAGACGACCAUCAUCGAGUGUCUCAAGUACAUCACUUCAGGAGACUUUCCCCCAGGAAGCAAAGGAAACACUUUUGUCCAUGAUCCCAAAGAUGCCCAUGAGACGGACGUGCGAGCGCAAAUCAGACUCCAGUUUCGAGAUGUAAAUGGUGAUGCCAUAGCUGUCCAGAGAUCCAUGCAAAGUACACAGAAGGGCAAGAAAACUGAGUUCAAAACUCUUGAGGGUGUCAUUACCAGAAUCAAGCACGGGGAGAAAGUAAGUCUGAGCUCUAAAUGUGCUGAAAUAGACCGCGAGAUGAUUUCAGCGCUGGGCGUCUCUAAAGCCGUUCUCAACCACGUCAUCUUCUGUCACCAAGAGGAGUCCAACUGGCCUUUGAGUGAAGGCAAAGCCCUCAAGCAGAAGUUUGAUGAGAUCUUCUCAGCCACGAGGUACAUCAAAGUAUUAGAGACCCUGCGGCAGCUGAGGUUGAAACAGGCAACCACAGUUAAAUCCUGUCAGCUGGAACUCAAAUAUCUCAAACAGAACAAAGAUAAGGCUCAGGAGAUCAGAGAGCUGCUGUCCACUAAAGAGGGUCAGCUGGCUUCCUCCAAAGAGACUGUCCAGCGCAUUGAAAGUCAGAUUGACCCGCUGGAGAAUCGACUUAAUGACAUAGAUGACAGCCUCAACAAAGUGAUGAAGUUGGACAAUGACAUCAAAGCUCUUGACAGCAGGAAGAAACAGAUGGAAGAUGAUAACCGUGAACUAGAGGAAAAGAUGGAGCAGGUGUUUCAAGGUUCUGAUGAGCAACUUCAGGAAAUGUAUCAGAACCAUCAGCGUACUGUGAAGGAGAAGGAGCGGAAGCUAGUGGAGUGCCAGCGUGAGCUAGAGCGAGCUGGACGAGAGUGUCAAAGAAUGAACCGCAUCAAAUCCGACCUCCUUGUUGAGCAAGGUCGCCUAAAAUUGGAGGCAGAAAGGCACACAAAUAACAUAAAAAAGAGGGACAGCCAGGUGAAGAAUUUGGCAUCUUUCCUGGAGCUGGAGGGCUAUGAUCGGACCCCUCUUAGAGAAGGACAGCUCCAGAGCUUCAACACACAGGUCAAAGAAAGACUGGAUCAGGACACAGAAGCUCUCAACCAAAGCUUGCGUGAUAUGCAAGAGAAGGAGGCACAGAAGCAGCGAAACAUAGAUGAUAUUCGUGAUAAGAAGACAGGCCUGGAGAGAACUGUUGAGCUGAAGAGAGACAUGCAGGCCAAGAAACAGCAGGAACUGAAGAACAUCAAGUCUGAUCUGCAGAGACUGGAGGGCUCAUCUAGCAGACUGCAGGAGCUGGAAACUGAGCUUCAGAAAGCGGAGCGUGAGCUUGAUAACGCCAUGCAGGCGUAUACAGUGGACAGUCUGAAGGCUGAAGUGAUUGAACUACAAAGGGAGAAAACUGAACUGGAUCAGGCCCAGCGCAAACUGGAUCAGGAGAUGGAAGCGCUCAACACGCACACCACAGCUCGUACACAGAUGGACAUGUUGAAGAAGGAUAAGAUGGAUAAAGAAGAGCAAGUGAGGAAGAUCAAGUCAAGACACAAUGAAGAUCUAGUGUCUCUGUUAGGACACUUUCCAAACAAGAGACAGCUGGAAGACUGGAUCCACACGAAAUCCAGAGAGAUUAACACUACUAGAGAUCGGCUCAGCAAACUAAACAAAGAACUGGCGUCUGGAGAACAGAAGAGGAGUCAUUACACGGCAGAGAUCAAGCGUAAGGAAGAACAGCUGAGCAGCUAUGAGGAGAGGCUGUUUAAUGUGUGUGGAAGUCAAGACUUUGAGUCAGACCUCGGCAGACUGCAGGAUGAUCUCGAGAAAUGCUCCAAACAGAGAGCCAUGCUGGCGGGCGCCACAGCUGUGUACAGUCAGUUCAUCAGUCAGCUGACGGAGGAGGGCGAACCGUGCUGUCCCGUGUGUCAGCGCGUCUUCCCAUCAGAGGCCGAGCACCAGGACGUCGUCAACGACAUGCAGUCCAAACUGCGGCUUGUCCCAGACAAGCUGAAGAACACAGAACAGGACCUGAAGAGGAAAGAGCACAGACGGGAUGAAAUGAUGGCACUAAAGCCAAUCAGACAGUCUAUCAUGGAGCUUCAGGAGAAAGAGCUGCCCGAGCUCAGGAAUAAACUCCAGAGUUCGAAUCGCGACAUCGAGAGGCUGAAAGGAGACAUUGAGGAGCUGGAGACACUGCUGUCAACACUCACGUCUGAGGAAGACACAGCCAAAGCCUGUCUGCAAGACAUCUCGCUCAUGGAUCGCUACCAGCAUGACCUGAAGGACGUGGAGAGGAAGAUCGCCCAGCAUGCGGCCAGACUGCAGGGAGUUGACCUCAGUCGCAACAUGCAGCAGGUCAGCCAGGAGAAACAAGAGACCCAACACCGCCUGGACACAACCUGCAGUAAGAUCGAGCUUAAGAGGAAACUGAUCCAGGACCAGCAGGAGCAGAUCCAGGUCUUGAAGAGCAGAGUCAACGAGAUCCGCGGAGAGAAGCUUCAGAUCUCCAGCGACAUGCAGAAACGUCAGCAGCUGGAAGAGCAGUGCGUGGAGUUCACCACCGAGAUCCAGACGCUCCAUCGAGACAUCCGGGAGGCGAAGGAUCAGUUGUCUCCUCUAGCUGCUUCUCUGGAGAAACUCCAGCAGGACAAACAGGACCUCGCUGAACGGAGGAGGCACAGACAAGAGGAAGGCCAGGAGAAGAUAAACGCGAUUAAGGAGAAAGUAAAAAACCUGACUCUAAUCGAAAGAGAGAUCACAAGGUACAUCGAAGAGGGCAAAGACAGCUAUAAAGAGGAAAAAGAAACCGAGCUACAAGAGGUGGACAAACAGCUGCAUGCGGCGGAGAAACAACGAGAGAAGAUUAAUAAAGACAUGGGCAACUUUCGCCAAGACAUUGACACUCAGAAGGUUCAGGAGCGCUGGCUCCAGGAUAACCUGACCUUACGGAAACGGGUGGAAGAGCUGAAGGAGGUGUCCAGGAAACGUGACGUUUUGCUCAAGGAGAUGGGCAACAUGCAGGUCCUGCAACUGCGCAACGAGCGUCGAGAAGUGGACCGAAAGUUAGAGGAACUGAAAAAGAACCGCAGCGUGGCUCUCGGUCGACAGAAGGGCUACGAGGACGAGAUCCUGCGUUUCCGCAAGGAGCUCAACGAGAACCAAUACUGCCGAGCCGAGGAUAUCUACAGAGACAAAAUGAUAGAGAUGAGAACGACAGAGCUGGCCAAUAAGGACCUGGAUAUUUACUACAAAGCCCUAGACCAAACAAUCAUGAGGUUUCACAGCAUGAAGAUGGAGGAGAUUAAUAAAAUCAUCAGAGAUUUGUGGAGGAGCACAUACAGAGGACAAGACAUAGAGUAUGUGGAAAUCCGCUCUGAUGUGGAUGAGAACGCAUCUGCUGGCGUCAAAAGACGGACGUAUAAUUAUAGAGUGGUCAUGGUGAAAGGAGACGCAGCUUUGGACAUGCGAGGACGCUGCAGUGCUGGACAAAAGGUUCUUGCGUCCCUCAUAAUUCGACUGGCUUUGGCUGAGACGUUCUGUCUGAACUGUGGGAUUCUGGCACUGGAUGAGCCCACCACCAAUUUAGACAGAGAGAAUAUUGAGUCUUUGGCACACGCCCUUGUGGAGAUCAUCAAGAGCCGAUCUCGCCAGCGUAACUUCCAGCUGCUGGUUAUCACUCAUGAUGAAGACUUUGUGGAGCUCAUGGGACGAUCCAACUAUGUGGAGUAUUUCUACAGGAUCAAGAAGAACCAGGAUCAGUGCUCGGAGAUUACAAAAUGUAGCAUCACCACUCUUAACUCAUACCUGCGGUGAAACCUCAUUUCAUGCAGAAGACAUCUUUGGCUGACAUGGGCAUGCCAAUGUUUUGGACAGUUUUUCAUGCACAAAGCUUCGGCAAUAUUGAGGAGCGUGCAGCAUACAGAUCGACUAGUGUUAGCUAAUGUUUGCAUUCUUGUUGUAUAGUUUGUACACCUGAAAUGGCGAAUAAAAAACGCUUUUCUGAAA